This is a messenger RNA of Hemiscyllium ocellatum (epaulette shark), 1917 nucleotides long. RefSeq names its product galectin-3-binding protein-like. The record is from RefSeq and is a predicted model, not a curated record. Gene Ontology annotation, cellular component: membrane. Gene Ontology annotation, molecular function: protein binding. NCBI's taxonomy places the organism in Eukaryota, Metazoa, Chordata, Chondrichthyes, Orectolobiformes, Hemiscylliidae. The transcript has 6 exons. The coding region runs from base 1 to 1917 and encodes 638 amino acids.
AUGAAGCGAGAUCUCGCUGUAGUGUUUCUGACGUCCCUCCUCUUACACCUCACUAAAGGCGCUCUGGGAACUGGUACCCUGGGAUCUGGUGCUCUGGGAUCUGGCGCUCUGGGAUCUGGCGCUCUGGGAUCUGGUACCCUGGGAUCUGUUACCCUGGGAUAUGGUGCUCUGGGAUCUGGCGCUCUGGGAUCUGGCGCUCUGGGAUCUGGUACCCUGGGAUCUGGUGCUCUGGGAUCUGGCGCUCUGGGAUCUGGAGUGGAUUACGGAGAGUUGCGUCUGAGCGGUGGGCGAUUACCCAGUGAGGGUCGGGUGGAGAUUUAUUACAAUGGGGAAUGGGGUACAGUCUGUGAUGAUAACUGGGAUAUCGCUGACGCUCACGUGGUGUGUCGCAGUCUGGGAUACAUCAAUGCAACCGAAGCUACCAUCGGAGGCAUCUUCGGAUCAGGGUCCGGCUCCAUCCUCCUGGACGAUGUCCACUGCUCUGGGUAUGAAUCAUCUCUCACACAGUGUCAGAGCGAAGGCUGGAGAAUUCACAACUGUCAGCACUCAGAGGACGCAGGAGUUCGCUGUGACCCACGACAGGCUGGAGAAAUGCCCAGUUACAGAUUCGAGCAGAUCUCCGAACUGCAUGAGUCCCUGAAUAAGUUAUACCUCAGCCAGAAACACUGUCAGGUGAAGAUCCUAGUGCUGACAGCGAGGAGGGGCCCGGUUAAACUUCAUCUGUGUGCACACAAAUUAAUCCUGUCCCUCAGCACCGAUGGAAACCUCAUCACUGAGAAUAAAACCAGCGGGAUCCAGAUCCUGGUGCCAGAGGACUGUUUACCGUACGUUGAAGACUUCAUCAGGUAUUUUUACACCAAGAAAAUUGACAUCAAUCUGUCGUCCAUCAAGUGCCUCCACAGCAUGGCGUCCAGUUAUGGUGUAACCGCGAUUCGUGAUUACUGUGACAAACUGUUCUACAAACUGCUGCCCCAGGACCCUUCCUUCAAACACCAGCUGGAGCUGUAUAACUACGCCGAGUCGGUCAGGGACUCUCUGCUGAAGGAGAUCUGUAUGGAGUAUUUUGCCUGGAAUUGUGAAACCUUUAUCCGGUCCCCCAGCUGGUAUGAGGUGACCGGUGAGCAGCUGAACACCCUCCUCCUCCGAUCGGACAUUGUCAUCUGGAAUGAGCUGAGUUUGUUUAAAGCUGUUGAAACCUGGAUCAUUCACAAGAAGAAAACGGAACUGACCCACGAGCUGAUGGAUAAGAUCCGCUUCCACAUGAUUCCCCCAGAAGACCUGUCCCGGAUUCAGCUACAAUCUAAACUCUACGAAGAACAUGACGGCUUCUUUCUCAAGAGAUUUCUGAAAGCUUUUGAGUUUCAUUCGGUAUCAGUUGAGCAGCUUAACAAAGAAAGGCAUUUCUCUGACCUCAGCUUAGAGCCCAGAAUUUAUAUAUCCUCCGAGUGGAGCGCUACAUUAGACAUUGACCCAAUCAGUAGCAUGCACUCCUCAUCCUCCAUGUACUAUAACGGUUAUCAGUAUGUCCACCAGGUCAGCUUCACUCAGCCAUCCUCUCCCACCAUGACUUUCCAAACCUCCAGCUUCACCAGUGCUUUUUAUAACGCGGACACGGUGUUGUGGACAGCUCACUACCACACCAGCUCACAGAGCUGUAAGCAGAGUAAUGGCCGCUGUCCCUACAACAUCUAUCCCAUUGCAACCUUAAACAUCAAGCAUCAGAACAAAGAGAGUCCUGUUCACUAUCAGAACAAAGUCCUUCUCCUUUGUAACAAUAAUUAUGUAUCGUAUGUACAUGACAUCAAGGAGGGCAGUGCUAUUCUCCCAUCCUUCAAAGGCCAGGGCCUCUUCUUCUUCGGCUGUGAGUCGGGAUAUUUUUCCACCCUCAGAUUUGUUGUCCGGCCCAUGUACAGGUGA